UUCUUGCAAAAUGACUCAUGGCGUCUCUCCACUGUUACUCCUGCUACUGCUGUGUUCUUUGUACGGAUCAUCUCAUGGAUGCCUGCAGGAUCCUGCCCAAGCCUACAGAUUCACUGGAGCCGCGUGUCGUCUCACGUACCCUGCAGCUGUAGUGUUGAAUGAGAAAACGACCAAAGUGAUAGAGGCAGCAUUUCAGCAUGCCAGAUAUCCAGGUGUUAAAGCAGAGAAUACAGUGCUAUUCAUUGGCAAAGUAUCAUAUGGCCUUGAAAAUUUGGAAAUUCACAACCUGACAAUUGGUCAGAGCUCCUUUGAGCUUCGUCCGGGUGAAGGCAUCUCCAUGGAGAUAAGCAAUGUAUCCGCAGUCUUCACAGGGACCAUCCAUUAUGGAUAUGGCAGUUGGCUAGUCAAUGUUGCUCAAUCAAUUGAUUUUGAGAUUGAGUCACAGACUGACCUUGGAAUCAACCCCAAACUUUAUUGUGGUAAGGGGAAGGUAGCAGCAGACACAUCAUCUUGCUACUUGAACUUUGACAAGCUGCAUUUACACCUGCAUGGAGCGAGAGAACCAAACUGGCUCAAGAGGCUCUUCACUGACUUCAUCACGUUUACUGUCAAACUAGUCAUCAAGGGACAGAUUUGUAAGGAGAUCAACAAAGUGGCAAACAUAUUAGCCGACUUCAUACAGGAGAAAGCAGAGCAGUUCCUCAGUGACGGUGACAUCACAGUAGAUAUCGGCGUGACCGCUGCGCCCACCAUCACUGCUAACUACAUAGAAUCGUACCACAAGGGGUUCACCAACUAUAAUGACUCUUCUGCUGUCAUUAGUGAUUCAACUUUCAACCCCAAGCAGCUGACUGACAACAGGAUGCUCUACUUUUGGAUCUCAGACCGCGUCUUAAACCCUUUGAUGACAGCUGCCCACCAAGAUGGUCGCUUCCGGCUCAACAUCACUGGAGCAGAGUUGAUUGAACUUUUCAAGACAAACGUCUCGACAACCAUGCCUGAUUUUUUUAAAAAGUGCCUUGCAGAAACAAGUUAUUCCGAAUUGCACGCGUGGAGUUCGUCUGUGCCCCGCAUGAACACUUCCACCUCUGGCACAACUGUCUGGGCUGAGGCCUCUGGCCAGCUGCGGUGUGAACGUCAAGAAACGCUCUUCUUUCAAACGUUCAUCACCACUACUGUCACAGCUUCUUAUGCCAACAAACACGUCUUACUGCACAGCAAACCUUUAGAGAUUGUUGUACUACAUGCUGAUUUAUACCAAAAUCCUCUGAAAGAUCAAGCGCAACUGGAUUUCAUACAAGAAGCCGUGACGAAGAUAGGCAUCCCCAAGGUGUUGUCUGUACUUGAAAUGGAGAUAACCAGGCUGUUGGACAAACAGGGAACAUACUUAUUUGACAUCUACAACCCACAAGUGCUUUCUCAGGAUGGAUUUGUGAUAAUACAGAUGGACUUUGGUUUUCCUCAUCACCUCCUUGUUGACUUCCUCAAAAUGACACUACAGCAAACAGGCAAACUUCAGCAAUAAAGAAUCAAAUUUGACAAACGUUUGAGCACCUUUUACCUCACCCCCAU
This is a messenger RNA of Phycodurus eques (leafy seadragon), 1572 nucleotides long. It is a transcript of the gene cetp, whose product is annotated as cholesteryl ester transfer protein, plasma. Gene Ontology annotation, biological process: very-low-density lipoprotein particle remodeling; high-density lipoprotein particle remodeling; cholesterol metabolic process. The transcript has 17 exons. Gene Ontology annotation, molecular function: phosphatidylcholine binding; cholesterol transfer activity; triglyceride binding. Bases 11 to 1525 code for a protein of 504 amino acids. The record is from RefSeq and is a predicted model, not a curated record. NCBI's taxonomy places the organism in Eukaryota, Metazoa, Chordata, Actinopteri, Syngnathiformes, Syngnathidae. Gene Ontology annotation, cellular component: high-density lipoprotein particle.